CACUAGAGGGCAGCACUGCACUGCAGUUUGCACGCAAAGAUGGCGGAAUCCGCAGAACUUUUCUCCCAACUCGUGAUUGUCUUGCUGUUCGUCUCGUUCUUGCAGUUCGUGGCCGGCCUAGUUUUGGCGCAGAUUUUCGGCAGAAGAGUUUCCAGGGUGGACAAAUGGGUACUGGUGUGGCUGUUCUAUGACGCUAUCGUCCAUUUUACCUUCGAGGGACCAUUUGUAUACUUCUCCCUUGUUGGAACAGUGGCGAAAUCAGACAGCCUGCUGACGGAAGUGUGGAAGGAGUAUGGCAAGGCUGACUCCCGCUGGCUGCACUCUGACCCCACCAUCGUGUCUCUGGAGAUCCUGACAGUCGUGUUAGACGGACUCCUGUGUCUGGUGGCCGUCUACGCCAUCUGUAAGGACAAACAUUACAGGCACAUUGUGCAGAUUACUCUGUGUGUCUGUGAGCUCUAUGGAGGUUGGAUGACAUUCUGCCCCGAGUGGCUGACAGGCAGCCCCAGUCUGGACACCAGUAACGCCCUGUACCUGUGGAUCUAUCUGAUCUUCUUCAACGGCCUGUGGGUGGUGGUGCCUGGGCUACUGAUGCUGCAGUCAUGGGGGGAACUCAGGGACCUUCACAGGGGAACCAGAAAAACAAAACAGAAAUAGUCAGAAGUCAUCAAGAUAUGGGAGAGGUUAAUUAUAUGUAGGCUUGGGCAAAUUGGCCAAGAACAUUACAGUUCUCUCUAAGGAGGUAAAAAUCUCCUUGGUCUCUUUUAAUACCCCUCUUGAUUCAGUUUGUUGGGUAGUCAAAGUUCAAUAACAGUAGCUUUUGAUUUGAGAACUCGGGUACUUAC
Molecule: messenger RNA, 845 nt
Organism: Branchiostoma floridae (Florida lancelet)
Lineage: Eukaryota; Metazoa; Chordata; Leptocardii; Amphioxiformes; Branchiostomatidae
Product: emopamil-binding protein-like
Exons: 5
Coding region: 40-657 (205 amino acids)
Biological process (GO): sterol metabolic process
Cellular component (GO): membrane; endoplasmic reticulum
Molecular function (GO): cholestenol delta-isomerase activity
Source: RefSeq, a predicted model, not a curated record